AGAGAGGGAGCAAUCCUGCACCUAGGACACCUAAAAAGGAUGUACUGCUGUAGACCACGGGAUGCUGCUUCUGUUACAAACUCCUUAAAGAAACUUAAGUGCUCCUAAGCAGGACCACUGAAGGCAAAACGGACAAAUGGACAGCUUGUAGCGUGUUGUACGUUAUCACUCCUGGUGUGACACGAGAUGGAAAGAACUCAAAUUUGUUUAUCAAAGCCCAUGAGUGUAGACCUGGAUGACCACCACAAACCUGAGUUUAGAAGAGUUUUUAGUUCUUCCAUCAUUGAAAAUGGGCAUCAGUCUUCAUCAGUUCAGGAAAAAGUCUUCCAUGAACACUCUUCUGUUAACAUGUCAGACUCUUCCCCUGAAGCCCAUGCCCCUGCAGUCACCUUACAGAUGCCCCACCUUCCCGUUACUGCAGUAACCAGGAUAUCAGAGAAAUUUCCAGGAGAGACCACAGGAACAACUAAUACAUCUGCUGGCCUGCUGGGACAGAGCAAGAGCAAAAAUGCAAUGGCAGUGAAAACUUCCAACCAGUCAGAGAAUACCACUUCUGUCACUAAGUCUGUCUCAACUGUGAGCUAUGGGAUGAGUAGUGGAACCAAAACUAGCGAAAGUGCCACUGACAGUUACUGUGAUGUGACCCCCAGCUCUCACUCCUCACCUACCACUGUACAUCGCCAAGUUGAAAGGAGGCGAGAACUGGUGAGGUCUCAGACGCUCCCACGGACCUCAGGAACACAGGCCAGGAAAGCACUUCUUGAGAAAUAUGAACACAGUGGUGGAAAAGGAAAAGGAGAAUCUAGAGUGAAGCUGAAGAGGUCGCAGAGUUUUGCAGUUGCCAGCGCUAGCAGCAUUAAACAAAUUCUGUUAGACUGGUGUCGCUCAAAAACCAUAGGAUACAAGCACAUUGAUCUCCAGAACUUCUCCUCAAGUUGGAGUGAUGGGAUGGCAUUCUGUGCUCUUGUGCAUUCUUUCUUUCCUGAAGCUUUUGAUUAUAGUAAGCUUGACCCAGCUAAUCGCAAGCGGAACUUUGAGCUGGCCUUCACCAUGGCAGAGAAAAUGGCUCAUUGCGAUCGUCUGAUAGAAGUGGAUGACAUGAUGAUGAUGGGUCACAAGCCAGAUCCCAUGUGUGUCUUCACCUAUGUCCAGUCUCUAUACAAUCAUCUACGACGCUUUGAAUAAAACCAUUGACACCUCUCCAGCCGGAAGGGCCAAGUACAGCAUGCUGAUUGCAAGAGUGACAUUUUGCAAAUGGAACACAGUGUUAUUUCUUGCUUUUUUUACUGUCCCUUUGCUUACAUGGCUGGCUGACUGAAGUGUUGCUGAGCAGCGCCCCAAAGUGUUGAUCACAUCAGCAUGUUGGUAAUACAGAAAAAUGUUUGAAAGGGACAAACAUAGGGAAAGUCAAAUGCUGUCAUUCUGGUGCUAGUAGUAGGUUGGAAUUUUUAAUAUUCUUGUGUUUAAAGAUCACAGGAAGCUAAUUUGCUGCUCCUAUCUCUAUUAGGCUGGGGACACAGUUUUAUGCAGUGACAGGUAACUGCUAUGAAGGUGUUCCCUCUUCAAAUGCAGGUAAAACUCGAGAAGAUAGCACCUUCAGUUCAUUUCUCUGUUGAGCAUAGCACAAAAUAGUAGAUGGACAAGGAAAAUUCCAUUUAGCAAAUAAUAACCUAGAGUAAUCAACCACUAAGGCAAUAUUGCUUCUCCCCCAGCCCUACACCCUCCAGCAUACAUGCACGUGCACACACACACACCAAACAGGCAUUGUUCUUUUCUCUUAAAGCAUAAAGAGCAUAGCCUCUUACCUGCUGACUAGAACAACAGAUAACUACCAUGUUACACAACAGUGUUUGUCUGUAAUGGUCAUAUCUAAAGCGAUUUGCUAAAGCCUCUGCUGGCAGUCUUGAAUUAAUUUCUUGAUCCUGAAGAAUAGCAACAGCUGGAGCUGUUCCUGUGUGAGAUUGUGUAUUUGCAUGAUUUAGGAUUAUGGGAAGGGGAGUAGCUAGCAAGGUACAAAAUCCUCUGAACAGUUGUAAUAUAAUCAAGACUGUGUGCUUUGAUCUGGACUUGGGGACAGCAACUCCCCAGUGGGGACAGGAAUGAAGUCUUUACGACUUGCUUAGUCCUCACACUAACUGAGGUGGACAGGCAAUAUGCCAAAGAAGUACAAAAGAUGUGGGAGUUCUGAAAUGCCUUGGACUACUUUCCAUUUUAAGUUAAAUUAGUGUUAAAACCACAAUAUAGUGGGAUUAUUCUAGUAAAUUUCUCUUUGGUAAAUCAACGGAGCUUUGUUUUCACAGUGAAUGUUAAAACCACUGAAAAAGCAUACUUUAG
Molecule: messenger RNA, 2334 nt
Organism: Athene cunicularia (burrowing owl)
Lineage: Eukaryota; Metazoa; Chordata; Aves; Strigiformes; Strigidae
Gene: SMTNL2
Product: smoothelin like 2
Exons: 9
Coding region: 187-1185 (332 amino acids)
Biological process (GO): actin cytoskeleton organization; positive regulation of vasoconstriction
Cellular component (GO): I band; M band; microtubule organizing center
Molecular function (GO): protein phosphatase 1 binding; tropomyosin binding
Source: RefSeq, a predicted model, not a curated record